GUGAGGGGGAAAUUGGGUCGGUGGGGAAGGAGAGGAUGAAAUAAGAAGCUGGGAGGUGAGAGGUGGAAGAAGUAAUGGGCUGAAGAAGGAGGAAACUGAUUGGAUAGGAGAACAGACCAUGGGAAGGAUGAAGGGCACCAAAGGGAGUGAUGGUCAGGAAAGGAGGAGAGAAGGGGUGAGAAGGAAACCAGAAUGGGCAAUGGAAAAGGAAAGACGAGAGAGGGAGUAGAAAUUGCUAGAAGUUUGAGUAAUCAGUGUUGGAGGCUACCCAAAUGGAAUAUGAGGUGCUUCUCCUCCACCCAAAGCUUGGGCUAAUUAUGACAGUUGGGGAGGCUGUGCACCGACUGUUGGAAUGGGAGUGGGAAGUUGAAUUGAAAUGGGCGCUCACUGUGAAUGACUGCUCCUUUCCCGUCUUGAUGAAGGGUCUCAGCCCAAAACGUUGACUGCUGAUUCAUUUCCAUAGAUGCUGCCUGACCUCUUGAGUUCAUCCAGGGGUCUGCCAUGGAGCAAUGCCAUUAAACAAGGGUUCCCUGGACCCCAGGGGAGGAACCCCUGCUCGAGAACUUUGUGUGAGUUCCAUAAGAUUUCCAGCACCUGCAGAAUCUGUGCAUUGUAAGUGGGUUAGUACAGAUUAGAGGGCAGAAAGGCCUGGUGACUCCACGACCUCGCUGUCGACGUGGAGGUGGGGACGUGAGGAGGUUUGUCCACAGCUGCUGACUCUGGACGUUUCUCUCCCCGCAGGCAGACGGGCGUAGGUUUCGCCAACACCAUGGCUCGGGUGGGCGCCAUAGUGGCACCGAUGGUCAGGCUGAGCGGCGACUACCUCCCCUUCAUGCCCAUGACCAUCUACGGCGGGAUGGCCAUUCUGUCCGGAGCAUUGGCCUUUGGUCUCCCGGAGACCCUCAACACCCAGCUCCCGGACACGGUCGAGGAUGUCGAGAGCAGGUGGAGAUCGGGGAAGGCGCCAAAGGCGGAUGUGAUCCCGGAACCGGGAGCGCGAAUUCCCCUGGUGGAACAGAGGCCCUGAACCGGAACACCGCCUGGUGCUCUCGUCAACACAGCUCCGCAGAUGGACAGGAGGAGAGUGAAGGGGCCGAAUGCCGGCUCCUGCUACUGUUUGCCCAGAUGGAUAUUGUGACUUGUACCUCCUGUACCUAAUAAAGUGGACACUGGGUGUAUGUUCAUGGUCUUCUGCUGCUGUAGCCCGUCCACUUCAAUGUUUGACGUGUUGUGCAUUCAGAGAUGCUCUUCUGCAGCCACUGUUGUAACGUGUGGUUAUUCGAGUUACUGUCACCUUCCUGUCAGCUUGAACCAGUCUGGCCAUUCUCCUCCGACCCCUCUCGUUAACAAGGCAAUUUCACCCACGGAACUGCCACUCACUGGGUGGUUUUUGUUUCUCAAACCAACCUCUGUGAAGUCUAGCCUUUCCCAACCCAAGCACUUCCACACUUUCCAACACCCCUCUUGGUCACAAUAUACUUACCAGCACCCCCAUAGUGUAAAAACGUGUCUACCGUAUGCUAACUUGAGAAAAGUGAUCAAAUUUUUUUUGUCUUUAAGCCUAGCUUACACAGUACCUGUGUGCUGUACAGCAGCUUUGAUAUCAACGUGACCCUUGAGCUUGAUGGUUUUUAGCAAGAGUUGAAAUAUCUGGUUCAAGUUGUGAAGGCAAAAGCCUUCAGUCCCCAUGUGUAACAAUGUCCAAGUGGUUUCUGAUUUCUGUGAGUACGUGGUUCACUGUACUGAAGCCUCUUUCAACAAGGUAGGAGACUGGAAAUGCAAUGAAGAGCAGCUUGGCUCUUCUCCAAAGACCAAGAAACAGAAGACAGAGGAGUAGACUUAGGCCAUUUGAC
Messenger RNA from Hypanus sabinus (Atlantic stingray), 1853 nucleotides. RefSeq names its product solute carrier family 22 member 6-A-like. Lineage: Eukaryota; Metazoa; Chordata; Chondrichthyes; Myliobatiformes; Dasyatidae. The record is from RefSeq and is a predicted model, not a curated record. The transcript has 2 exons. Bases 770 to 1027 code for a protein of 85 amino acids.